Molecule: messenger RNA, 1605 nt
Organism: Cryptosporidium ubiquitum
Lineage: Eukaryota; Apicomplexa; Conoidasida; Eucoccidiorida; Cryptosporidiidae
Product: ubiqutin family protein
Exons: 1
Coding region: 1-1605 (534 amino acids)
Biological process (GO): ubiquitin-dependent protein catabolic process
Cellular component (GO): cytosol
Molecular function (GO): polyubiquitin modification-dependent protein binding
Source: RefSeq, a predicted model, not a curated record
AUGGUCAACUUGAAUGACGAAGGAAUUAAUGUAAAUGUUAAGUUGUUAAAUGGUGAUAUUAUUAAAGUUCCAAACAAAAUUGACACUAAAAAAACUUCAGUCUUGAAACUUAAGGAAAUCAUUAGCAGUAUUUGUAACAUUCCAGUUUUUGAGAUAAGACUUGUUUGGAAAGAUAAAAUACUUUCAAAUAAUGCCUUAUUAUGCAGUUAUGGAAUUGAAGAUAAUAGUACUUUAAUUCUUGCACGCUCUCCAUCAAGAAGCUCUAACUCAUCUUCUCAAAGAAUCGGAACUAGUUCGAGCUCAAGUUCUAAUAUCCAACCUGAAUCUGGAGGAUUAUUUGGUGAUUCGAAUACAGAUGACUUCCUUUCCUCAGCUUUAGCAUCUCCUUGGAUUCAAAGUAUUUUAAAUGACCCAGAAAUAUUCAGAGUAAUGUUAGAAUCUAACCCACAACUUAAGGCUUUAAGAGAACAAAAUCCUGAAUUAAAUCACAUCUUUAAUGAUCCCCAAUUUUUGCAAAUGUCUUUGGAUGUUUUAAAAAACCCAGAACUUAUGAAGGAGAUGAUGAGGAAUUCUGAUAGGGCAAUUAGCAAUAUAGAAAGUAUCCCUGGAGGAUUUAGUGCACUUAAAAGAAUGUACCAUACUGUCCAAGAGCCAAUGUGGGACGCUGCAAUGUAUAAUCCAAACACUAAUAAAACAAAUACUUAUAACCAAUACAAUAUAGAUAAGAGUUCUGGGCCAAACUCGGAAGCCCUACCAAACCCUUGGAGUGGUAACAAAAAUCCCAAUAAUACUGAUAAUAUAAAUUCUUCAUCUUCGUCUGAAACAUUCGGAAAUUUUGGUCCAGACAUUUCAGGAAGGAUACAGUUACCACUUAAUAUGUUUCCUUUCAAUUUUGAGACUAUGAAUCCCGCGAAUAACCAGAGUAAUGGAAAUUUUGGUAGUGAUAAUAACAAUAGUGAUAAUAUGUUAACUGGAUUCGCUGGUCUCGGCAACUUUGGUGGUAUCCCCAAUCUUGGAAAUCUAGCAAAUAUGGGAAUCUUAAAUCCCAACAUCAACCAAAACAAUAUCUCUGAAUCCGUUACAAAUACCAACAAUUCUAAUAAUUCCCAAACAACGUCUCAACUUCCCAAUCUAAUGAAUUUAUAUUCUCCGUUUGCUGCGAGUAACCCCAAUACUAUCCAAACUGUUAUUGAUGCAAUGAGAAAUAUGGACAUUAAUAACAAUAACACAUUCCAAAACCAAAUCAGUGCAUUGUUUGGGAAUGGAGCUACUGGUGCCAAUGCCAAUGCCAAUACCAAUACCAAUGCAAAUGGUAUUAUAGAAGAUUUUUCCCGAGGUGGUAACACAAGUUUUGGUAAUUUGCUUAAUAUGAUCAAUGCAGGAAGUUCUCCUAUAAAUACAAACGAAACAGGGAACCAAAGCAAUAUAUCUAAUCAAGUGAAUGCUUCCAACAAUGAAAACGAUAAUGGAAGACAAAAUUAUAAUUACCAACUUGAAGUUCUUUCCAAUAUGGGAUUCACAGACACUGAAGCAUGCAUUAAAGCACUUACUGAAUCUGAUGGAAGUAUUAAUAGAGCAAUUGAUAAGCUUCUAAAUCCGAACUAA